AAUAUGGAUGAGAUCGAUCGCCGUGACAGCCGCUGUUCAUGAUGGUUCUGCGCUCCUGAACUCUUUCUUUGCCAAAACACACUAAUCUCCCCGUUUCGUCCCAUCUGUAGAGUUCAAGUGUUGUUUUGCAUCAGUCUGCUAGCCCCGUGCUAUGAUUCUGCCCACAUCAACUGUCUUUUAUUGACCUGACCGAUAUCACUCAUAACAUGGCCAUCACACAGUUUCGCCUUUUUAAAAUAUGCACCUGCUUGGCAUCUAUUCUUUCAUUUUUUAAAAGACUGAUUUGCAGGACUGGAAGGUCACGUAAGCUGAGCGGGGAUCAGAUCACCCUCCCAACCACAGUUGACUAUUCCUCUGCAUCUAAACAGCCGGAGAUUGAAGAGUGGAGCUCAUGGGAUGAAGAAGCACCCACCAGUAUCAAAAUUGAAGGCGGUAACGGGAUAGUUGCACCUCCACAGAAUCAGGCUGAAGAAGAAGAGCCAGACUACUUUAAAGACAUGGCUCCAACCAUCAGGAAAACACAAAAAAUUGUCUUGAAGAAAAGGGAACCUCUGAAUUUCUCUAUGCCAGACAGCUCCUCAGGUUUCUCCAGCCGACUAGCCGCAACUCAGGACAUGUCCUUCAUCCAGCCUGCUGCAGAGCUGGGGGAUCUGGACACCUGGCAGGAGGACAACAACGCCUGGGAGGAUGAAGCAGAUGCAGCCUGGGAGGCAGAGGAAGUGCUGAGGCAGCAGAAGAUGGCAGAGCGAGAGAGACGUGCCAUGGAGCAGCAGAGGAAGAAAAUGGAGAAAGAGGUGCAGAGAAUGAUGAAAAAAGAGCAGAAGAUCGCUGUCAAACUCUCAUAACAUUAACACAGCGCAACCGGACACUCUAAACCACAGCCAAACAACUGUAGAUUGGACAUUUUUACCUGGUUUCAUUCCAUCUGCCACACUGCUGUCUUCAACUCUGUUAUGGGCUAUUUUUUUAUAAGUCAGGUUGUGUGUUUGUUUUUUUUGUAUUGGAUGGAAAACAGCACAGAGAACUACUUUCUCCCUUCAUUUUUGCGUUAUUGUGACUGUUCUUACCAUGUGCUUGAUUAAAAUAGAAAAAACACAGUUUUUUUAAUUUCAGUAUUUAUAAUACUUGAACAAUUAUGCCCAAAAUCAUACGGAAUUCUGUUUCUUUUUUAAUUUUGUUUUUAUUUUUUGCCUUUUUCCUAUCUGUUUUUCUUCAUCAGAGUCUUGUAACUGUACUUCAAACACUGGAUUUCACCAGAUAUGGGUGAUCUCAAUCAUUUUAAAUUAUCAACAGAUUUAUGCAA
Molecule: messenger RNA, 1303 nt
Organism: Danio rerio (zebrafish)
Lineage: Eukaryota; Metazoa; Chordata; Actinopteri; Cypriniformes; Danionidae
Gene: ebag9
Product: estrogen receptor binding site associated antigen 9
Cellular component (GO): membrane; Golgi membrane
Source: RefSeq, marked provisional